GAAUAAUAGGGAUUAACGAUAGCUUCAUUUCUCUCUUUAAAAACCACACAGACCUAGGCGCUUGUCUUUAGUUUCAGUUUCGGAUCUCUCUCUUCUCUUUGCCUUUCAGCAAUUUCAGUUGCAGUUGCAGUUCCAGGAUUGUAAAUAUGGCAGAUUCAAAACCAGAAUUGAGGAAGCCAGUGUUCACCAAAGUUGAUCAACUUCGCCCGGGGACCAGUGGGCACACUUUAACUGUGAAGGUGGUCAAUGCAAAGAUGGUGAUGCAGAAAGGUCGUCCUGAUGGUCCUCAACCCCGUCAAAUGCGAAUUUCUGAAUGUUUGGUUGGUGAUGAGACUGCAAUGAUUGUAUUCACUGCGAGAAAUGAUCAAGUGGAUAUGAUGAAAGAUGGCACUACUGUAAUUCUGCGUAAUGCCAAAAUUGACAUGUUCAAAGGAUCAAUGAGGCUUGCUGUGGACAAGUGGGGCCGUAUUGAAGUCACAGAACCUGCUAGUUUCACUGUUAAGGAAGAUAAUAACCUGUCCUUGAUUGAGUACGAAUUGGUGAAUGUUGUUGUGGAAUGACUUGUUGGGACAUUCUGGAAUUCGUGCUGUGUUCUAAUGAGAAUAAAAACAUAUCCAGCAAAGUAAUCUACUUUAGUCUAUGGGAACAUCUGAUCAUGCUCAUCGCAAUUCACAUUACUUUAGGAAAUAGUGAUUUGAGAAGCCAGUAGUGCCGACGCUUCUUACUGUUGCAGCAGAUUCGGUGGAUCUUGGAGCUUCAACCACUGAACAAGUGGAAGAAGAAAAAGGGAAUUGGCUUCCAGAUCAUGUUUUUUUUUAAAAAAAAAAAAACAAAAACAAAAACUGAUCAUGCUUUUUGUUAUGCUAUCUAGUUAUAUUUGGAUUAUGUGUACUUUCAUCUACCAUGGAUUAUAUGUAUCAGAAUAUUAUAUAUGGAAGGUGAGUGUUUAUACUUUAUGUAAUCCUUUGU
Gastrolobium bilobum is the source of this 969-nucleotide messenger RNA. RefSeq lists its product as uncharacterized. NCBI's taxonomy places the organism in Eukaryota, Viridiplantae, Streptophyta, Magnoliopsida, Fabales, Fabaceae. The transcript has 3 exons. The coding region runs from base 147 to 560 and encodes 137 amino acids. The record is from RefSeq and is a predicted model, not a curated record.